GAGACCCUUCCACAGUAGACCAAAGCGUCUUCUAGUUCUUCCCCUUUAUUACACUGUUAAUAAUUAGUUAAGCCUGGCUCUUCUAAUGGCUGCUUCUUCUUCUUCUUCUUCUUCUUCAAGAGUGAGUAUUGCUCUGUUCCUCCUCUUAUGUGCUUCUACGCUUCUGUUCCAACGCUCCUGUGGGGCGAGGACGCUCACCGCGCUGGUGGAGCAACAACCCCUCGCCAUAACCUACCACAGGGGCGCGCUUCUCACCGGUAACAUCUCCGUUAACUUCAUCUGGUACGGUAAGUUCACCGCCUCGCAGCGCGCCAUCCUCACCGACUUCGUCUCCUCCCUCUCCUCCUCCUCGUCCUCCAAAACGGAGCCAUCCGUCGCCACGUGGUGGAGGACCACCGAGAAGUACUACGCCCGGUCCAAGGCGCGGAUCCCGACGCUCACCCCCGGGGCGCAGAUCCUCGACGAGUCGUACUCGGUCGGUAAAACCCUAACCGACGCCGACCUCGCCAAGCUGGCGGGCCGCGGGGCCCGCCGGGACGCCAUCAAUGCGGUGCUCACGGCCGACGACGUGGCGGUCGAGGGCUUCUGCAUGAGCCGCUGCGGGGCCCACGGCUCGUCCCGGCCCGCCCCGCGCCGGUCCAACUCGGGCCGGUUCGCGUACGUCUGGGUAGGGAACUCGGCGGCCCAGUGCCCGGGCCAGUGCGCGUGGCCCUUCCACCGGCCCAUCUACGGCCCACAGACCCCGCCGCUGGUGGCGCCUAACGGCGACGUCGGGGUCGACGGCAUGGUGAUCAACCUCGCCAGCAUGAUCGCCGGCGCCGUUACGAAUCCGUUUGGGGACGGGUUCUUCCAGGGGCCCAAGGAGGCGCCGUUAGAGGCGGCGACGGCGUGCACGGGGGUGUACGGGAAGGGGGCGUAUCCUGGGUACGCCGGGGACCUGCUGGUGGACCCCGCCACGGGUGCGAGCUACAACGCGAAUGGGGCCCACGGGAGGAAGUACUUGGUUCCGGCACUCUUUGACCCGUCAACGUCCUCCUGCUCCACCUUGGUGUAGGACUGGAUCGGACUACUUUUUGUACACACGUGAACUAGUUACAAAAGAAAAGAGACUAGAAAAUAAAAAAAAACAAAAUAUGGAGGCGUGCGUAGUGCUAUAUAUAUAUAUAUAUACAAAAUAUAGUUUGUAUGUGUAAUUCUUUCGUUUGUUCGACGAGACUGAAAUAGUAUCUCAAUGUAAAUGUAAGUUUUCCAUAAUAUAUUACCUUGUUAUAUGCUUGCGACA
Molecule: messenger RNA, 1282 nt
Organism: Ananas comosus (pineapple)
Lineage: Eukaryota; Viridiplantae; Streptophyta; Magnoliopsida; Poales; Bromeliaceae
Product: protein EXORDIUM-like
Exons: 1
Coding region: 86-1054 (322 amino acids)
Source: RefSeq, a predicted model, not a curated record